AAAUCACUUUUGAGUUACAAAUUUUUCGAUCCUCUGAUGAACAAGAAGCAGAGGGUAUCUCACUUGAACAGUCAAGUCCAGACAGCAUUUAGUGGCCAAUUGCAGGCCUACGGCGAGAAAGCCACUGCUGCCCGUCCACCAUCUGUAUCCCCUGCAGCCACCAUUACUCUCCCUUCUCAGACACUGCCUCCUAAACUCCUUUCCGCUUACAACCCUCCUCAGACCAUCAGUUCCACCUCUCCCAGCACCUCUGAUGGGCGGGGAUCACAAAACUUGCUGGUGAACAGCUUCAGCCAAAGUAACAGUAGCAUCUGUGAGAACCAGCAACAAAAAUACACCUCUCAGACUCCUUUGGGCACCCAACCUCCAGCUGUGAUGCGGGUGAAGUCUCCCAAGUCUGCAAGAGAGAAGUAUGCGCUAUGGUACCAAAAUCCUGAAAAGGUAAAAAAACAUGAGGAGAAGGACAAAAGCAAAGUGCAGGACACGAAGAGAGUGAACAAGGAGAAAGACAUUAGAAAAGAAGAAACUGCCAUGCUGGAAGAAUCCUCCUGUUUGGAUUCAGGUGAAGGAGUUCAGGAAACUUACGCUGCCUUCACAGAUCCUCCUUCACCAACAACUGAACAACCAGACUAUGUAAUAAAAUACACAGAUAUCAUCUCAAAAGAGCAACGUGAGAGUUACAAGGGAGACUUCUAUGCAGAGUAUGGUGAAUACAGGACUUUGCAUGCUUGGAUAGAGAGUAUCACCAAAAGAUUCAUGAAGUUUGAUGCACGACGAAAACGUCUUUCUCCAGAGUCCAAGGAAUAUCGGGUACUUCAUGAAGAAGUUAUAGAAGAGUACCAAACAUUAGUACAGUCUAGUCCCAGCUACCAUGAACAGAAGAGCAGAUGCGAGUAUCUCCACAGCAAGCUGUCUCACAUCAAGAGACUGGUUGUGGAAUUUGACGAGCACAAGCAGAAUUAUGACACUAGUCUUCUGCUUUGA
Messenger RNA from Nestor notabilis (Kea), 984 nucleotides. It is a transcript of the gene ELL2, whose product is annotated as elongation factor, RNA polymerase II, 2. Gene Ontology annotation, biological process: positive regulation of transcription elongation by RNA polymerase II; snRNA transcription by RNA polymerase II. Gene Ontology annotation, cellular component: transcription elongation factor complex. The annotation marks the transcript as partial. Gene Ontology annotation, molecular function: cis-regulatory region sequence-specific DNA binding. The transcript has 5 exons. The record is from RefSeq and is a predicted model, not a curated record. Lineage: Eukaryota; Metazoa; Chordata; Aves; Psittaciformes; Psittacidae.